Molecule: messenger RNA, 3950 nt
Organism: Siniperca chuatsi (mandarin fish)
Lineage: Eukaryota; Metazoa; Chordata; Actinopteri; Centrarchiformes; Sinipercidae
Product: tripartite motif-containing protein 16-like protein
Exons: 7
Coding region: 1603-3297 (564 amino acids)
Molecular function (GO): zinc ion binding; protein binding
Source: RefSeq, a predicted model, not a curated record
CUUUCUAGUUUGCCUGUAUUUGAUGAUAGUGGCAGUAGAGAUACAGACAGGAAAUCCUCCUCAUUUCCUGUCUGUUAAAACGAGGCUCUUGGCUGUGAUCAACCCGAACGUCAAAGAUUAUUGCAUGGCUGUAGGUAGAUAGUAGUAAUGUAGAUUCUGAACAGCCAGAAACAGGCUAUCGUGCCAGUGUGUGACCAAAAUGUGUGUGUGAUAGAGCAGCAAUUUAACAACUGACACACUGGGGUGAAAUAUCUUCUGUGAUCUGGACUUGGAAUAGACUAAAUGGUUUCAACUGAAUCAGCUGGUGUCUUCUGUUGACACAGGAGUGUUUAUUUUAUUUUCAGUUUUCAAUGUUUUCACACAUGCAGUCAUACAAGAACUGCAGAUAUAAAUAGGAAAUCAGGGAAAUCAAAGAAUAUGUAAACAAGAUCUCACAAGGCAUUUAAUGCUAACUUUUAGUACUUGAUAGUUUUUGGUGCUGUGUGCACAUUUUGGUUGGUGCUCUAAAAGUAUUGAGGUUGGAUCCCCAGAUCUACCUGAGUGAUAAUAUGAAAAAGUGGUGAGUAUUGGAGGUAUGUAAAAAUUGUAUGUAUUGUGGGAGAAAAACCUUCAGCUUGGCCAGAUGUCUUCAGGUCCCCUCACACACUAGAUUUUAUUAAUAACAGAUUUUACUGUAAUAUCAAAACAAAGUACGUGUAAAACCGAGUUGGUUCAUGAAGCAACUGAACAGGCUCAGUUGUGCUUUCACUUAUAUUUUCAAAACAUGCUCCUCCUGGCUGGUUGUUGGGUUGUUCCCUAUUGGUCCAUAAUCAAAACAAUCUUUGACACUCUCUUCGACAAAACACAUCAAAGCCCACAGCUAUUGAUAUUACGUGUGUACAGAGAGCAUGCACAUUUUAUUCUCACAACUCUGUAUGUAUGUAUAUCCAUCAAAUGUAGACACUUUUUAUAAUCUACAGUAUAUUCUAAACUAUAUAAAAAUAAAGGCUUUGUUACAACACUACAUGCAUUAAUCAGGAAACAUCAAUCAAUCGAUCAAAGAGUGAGCUAAUUCAUGCAGUAGGAACACAGGGAAGGGGAAGGUCACUCUGCCCUGUGUGCUUCAAAGUGCAUGUACAAUUAGGAGUGCCAUUGCAUGGGAGAGGCAGAGAGCUUAGCAACACAACCUGAAUCAUUAUUGAACUUGAUUAUCUAUAUAUGUCUAUAUCAAGGAAAAUAUUUUCCACAGUAUAAAAACUGUUGUACAAGUAUUUUUGUGUGAUAUUUUUAACUGGUUACUGAGGAUGCUGUGCCUGAAACAAGAGAGGCUGCAAGGAAAGCAUAUUAGUAACACUGCUCAACUUUUCUGUUUAAAAAAAAGCUGCCACACACUGACUACCUUUGAGUCAUUUCUUACAUUACCUUCUUAAAGCACUCCCACACCACACUGCCACUGUUGCCCUUUCUUUGUCCCUCCCUUUUGAAAUCAAUUCAAAUAUUUUAGUCCCACCCAUCAUCUCCACUCUGACGUCAGAAACCACACAAACAUUACAAAGCUACAGUAUCACUUGAGUGGGAAAACGAAACCAAACCGGUAACAGCCCGUCCUUUCUCCACACAGACAUGGCAGAGCCUUGUAUCCCUGCGAAGAUGAAUCGCCUCUGCUGUCGAAUCUGCAGCCAGGUUCUCAGGAAUCCUGUGACCAUUCCCUGUGGGCACAACUUCUGCAUGCAGUGCAUCCAAGACCGCUUGAAUCAUGACCAGAGGAACAACUGUCCCUGCAGCUGUCGUGAGUGUAAUCAUAUGUUUCCCACCAGACCCCAGCUGAUCAAGAACACAACUCUAGCUUACUUGGUGAGGGACAAAGAGAGGUGUGAUGCCGGUGUGAAGAGGAAAUGGCAGCAUUCAGGAGCGUCCAUGAAUGCCCUCAAAAGACCCGAGAGCUGUACAGAAACAGGAACAACAGGAAGCGCUUUGUGUUGGAGGCACAGCAGCUCCCUGGAUGUUUACUGCUGCACUGAUGAGCAGAUCACAUGUGCACUGUGUGCUUCAGCUGAGCACAGGGGACACGCCACUGGAUCGGUGAGGGGGGAAAGAAGGAGAAAAGAGGAGGAGCUGAAGACCAUACAGACGAAAUCCAAGCAGAUUCUCCAGGAACAAGAAAAGAAAUGGAAGAACAUGGGCAAGACUCUCGAACAGAUCCAGGAGGAGGUGAGAAAAACACAGGACUACUGUGAGAGUGUCUUGGCCGGCGUCAUCGACUCCCUCCAGAGACAUUACCUGUCAGUGAGGGAGCUGAUCGGAGCUCAGGAGGAGGUGGCAGCGGCUCAGGUUCAGAUCUCCCUGCAGACCCUGCAGGUGAAGAUGGAGGAGAUGAGGGAGAGGAGUGCUGAGCUGGAUCAUCUGGCACAGACUGACAGCGAUAUAGAUUUCUUGGAGAGAUGGGCCUCUCUGCGGAGCCUCUGUGAAAAAGACCAUCUCCAUCCUUUCCAUGAGGUUUCAGAGGAUCCACUCCUCCCCUUUGAGGUCAUGAAGAGAGCUGUUGAACAGCUUGGGAGGCAACUGGAGGAAUUUUGUGACAAAGGAUUCGCCUCAAUCUCUCAAACUGCUGACAGUGGAGAGCAGCAGGAAUCAGGAGGAGAGACAGAGGAGGACGACACGCAGCAAAGAUGUGAAGCCAAUACCUCACAGUCCCAUGGUCUCCCUGAAGUAAACAACGCCGUGAUUGAACAGAAUGCGGAGCCUAAAACCAGAGCAGAGUUCCUGCAGUAUGCAUGUGGCCUCAGCCUGGACCCCGCCACAGCUCAUGAGGCCCUGGCUGUUUCUGAAGGAGACAAAGAGGUGAGACUGAGCCCUCACAAGUAUAUGAGCCCAGCUAGUCGUUGCCCGGAGAGGUUUGUCCACCGACGGCAGUUGCUGUGCAGGGAGGGACUGCAGGCUGAGCGCUGCUACUAUGAGAUAGAGGUGAAAGGAGGCAAGGCUGAGAUUGCCCUCGCCUACAAAGGAAUAGAUAGAAAAUCCCGCACUAGCCUGUCAGCUUUUGGGGCCAAUGCUAAGUCCUGGAGUCUUGAUUGCUCCACACACUACUCCGUGAGCCACAGAGCUGACAGCAUCCAGCUCACAACAUCUCCCAGUCAUCACAGGAUCGGUGUUUAUCUGAAGUUCAAAGAGGGAACUCUGUCAUUCUACGAGGUGUCAGACAGGAUGAAGUUUCUUUACAAGGUUGAAGCCAAAUUCACAGAGCCGCUGUACCCAGGCUUCUGGCUCGAAGAGAAAUGUUGCAUCAGGAUCUGUGAUUUGAGAUGGGACGGACUGUAAACCACCUGAGAGGUUUGUAGACAGCAGUGGGAAGUUAACAUUAGAAUUCUUGAGGUAUUUAUCACACAGGGCCAUGACUUAUUUUCCUCAUUUGUAGUCUUUUGAUUGUUUUCUGAAGCUUGGUUGUGUUCUACAUGUGGGGUUGCCCAACAUAAAGUAGCCCCCAAAAUAGUCUGCAUUACACAGUCGGCCCCUUUGACCCCUCUGGAGCCCCAAACUCGACAGACUGUUAGAUUUAUGAACAUCAAGGACAAAAUGACAUAUUUGUGUAUAAUAGACUGAAUUAGGUGAAGGAACAGAAAUACGGUGGACAGUAGAACCACUGAGCAACAUAACCAUCCUUACAAAAUACAAAAUCUUGUUAUGCUUUUUUAUUGUGAAAUAAUAUGAAUUUAAACAGUAUCUAAGUUUUGCCCCCUUGGAUUACCUCAAGGACCUUCGCAGGUGCCUGGACCAUAUUUUGGGAACCACAGACUCAAUAAAUCAAACUCAACUCCACAGAUGAAUUCAACAUAUUACAUCAUUUUCUUACAUGUUGUACACCUUGUUUUUUUUUUUUACUUGUUAUUUUCAUGUCCUAGUCUGCUUGUUGUUUUAAUGUCACUAUAAUACUUCAGUAUACUCAAACCUCAGUAAAACUAUUACAUACAGAA